Molecule: messenger RNA, 3677 nt
Organism: Loxodonta africana (African savanna elephant)
Lineage: Eukaryota; Metazoa; Chordata; Mammalia; Proboscidea; Elephantidae
Gene: MAFK
Product: MAF bZIP transcription factor K
Exons: 3
Coding region: 148-618 (156 amino acids)
Biological process (GO): regulation of transcription by RNA polymerase II
Cellular component (GO): nucleus
Molecular function (GO): DNA-binding transcription factor activity, RNA polymerase II-specific; RNA polymerase II cis-regulatory region sequence-specific DNA binding
Source: RefSeq, a predicted model, not a curated record
CGGAGCGCGAGGCGGCGGCGGCGGCGGCGGCAGUGGAGGGGACCGCGAGGGAGCGCGAGAGCAAGCAGAGCGCGAGCCCGCGCGCCCCCCGCGCGACGUUCAGUGACGAUUUCCAAGCAGUUCUGUCCUGGUGAUUGUGCCCAGGUUAUGACGACUAAUCCCAAACCGAACAAGGCAUUAAAGGUCAAGAAGGAGGCCGGCGAGAACGCGCCGGUGCUCAGUGAUGACGAGCUGGUGAGCAUGUCGGUGCGGGAGCUGAACCAGCAUCUGCGUGGCCUCACCAAGGAGGAGGUGACACGGCUGAAGCAGCGUCGACGCACGCUCAAGAACCGCGGCUACGCAGCCAGCUGCCGCAUCAAGCGGGUGACACAGAAAGAGGAGCUGGAGCGGCAGCGCGUGGAGCUGCAACAGGAGGUGGAGAAGCUGGCCCGAGAGAACAGCAGCAUGCGGCUGGAGCUUGAUGCCCUGCGAGCCAAAUACGACGCCCUGCAGACCUUCGCCCGUACCGUGGCCCGUGGCCCUGUGGCCCCCUCCAAAGUGGCCACCACCAGCGUCAUCACCAUCGUCAAAUCGGCGGAGCUCGCCUCCCCCUCCGUGCCCUUCUCGGCUGCGUCCUAGAGCCUGGCCCAGGCGAGGGGGUGGGGGGUGGGCAGGGGCUGGUGGGGCGCGGGAUGCCCGCAGGCCAGAACACAACGCUCGUGUGCCCCCCACGGGGGCCUGUGGCUGUGUCCCGUGGCCACGAGCCGGUCGUGUGUGUCAGGAACGUGAUUGCAAGUGCGGGAUGAAGUGCGAGGCCCUGUGAAUGCGUGUGCAACACGGUCCCCCGUGCAUGUGCACAUGAGCACAUGGAAACUCACAUGUGCUCACCCACACGCCCACACGCACUCACACACGCGUACUCUCAUACAUAUGCUCACACACACAACACAACCACACGCUCACAGACACAUGCACACACACAUGCACACAUGUACACACACACACAUGCCCCUGACCCUUCUGGACCCUGUCGUCAUUUCUCCCUGGAAGAUGCAUCUUUUUGGGGUCUCUCUGGUGCCCAAGGUCCCUGGGAUGUGCAAGCGUCUUUGGGCGUGAGACACAGGGCUCGGUCUUCCUCCCACGAGCGCCUGAGACACGCUCAGUCCGUCUGUCUCCCCUGCAAUGCCCCAGCCCCAGGCAGGAAACCCCUCCCUGGCCUGCUCAGUGCCCUGGCCUCCCUGCGGAGCGUGGGACAGCGCAUUCUUCCUGGCGCUCCUGAGACGCACUCACAGCCCUGCUGUAUCCAGACAGCUCCUGGCCGCAAAAGGUAGAUGUGGACUGGAGUCCUUGAUGGGGUGGGGGUUGUGUGUGUGUGCACACAUGUGCUAGGUGCAUGCCUGUGUGAGCAUGGGCUGCGUGUAUGUGCAUGUGUGUAUGUGCCCUGUACACUCGUGUUCGUGAUCUGCCUGCCAUCACCCAGCGGUGGAAGGUGGGCCUUGGAGGAGCCGCUUGUACGGAAGGUCUUUCAGGGUGAGGUUCCUGGUUGGGUGUGGCAGAGGGAGUCGUAGUGCACCGUGAGGCUGCCCCUCUGUGCUCUGGUGGCCCCGGGAGAGGUUGGAGUGCCCUCAGCAGUUGGUCCUAAGCAGAUAGAUCUCUGGCCUCGAGCCCCUCUGUGAGUGAGGACAUGAGGCUAAGCCAUGGGAGGGCUUUCCGGGGAUGGGCAGGCUGCUGCAGGUCCAGGACAAGGAGAAUGGUCCAGAGGAUGCUGGGGAGGGUGAGGAGAGGCUGUUCCUUGUGGAGUCUUCAUUGGCCGGUGACACUUGUGCCUGUGGGUUUGGGUGGGGGGCCAAUCAGUGAGGGCCAGCUCCCAGAGAAGAGGGUGUAGAGACGACGCGGGGCGGUGACCAUGGACAGAUGCACUGCAUGGAGGGUUCAAGGAAGUGGAGGAGGAGGGUGUGGGGAGAGUGAGGAGGACCUGGGGAUGUUGCCAGGAAGCCCCAGCAGGUGUGACCUUGGGUUCUAGACCGCUGAGAAAAUGGAGGACUCUGCAACUUGGUGCUUAAUCGUUGCUGAAGCCUUGAACUCACGCUUUCUUCCUGGGGCUCCGCAGCCUCGACGACAAGUUUGGGGACACUUCCUGGGCUUCCUUUCCCGGGACCAGUGGGAGCGCUCUGGAGGGCCCCCAGCGCUUCCAUACUUUCUGACUGGUGCUGCCUGGCAAGGUGGGAAGGAAAGAUGCCAGUUGGGGAGGCACCCCCUGACCUGUGGGCAGUGGGGCUAGGGCAGUGGGUGGGGGUGAGUCUCAUGCAGGCCAUAAGCCACCACAGAAUGAGCAGAAGGGACCCUGUGCCUGGACGCCUUAGCUCCUCCCUCACCUUAGCCAGGCCCCUCUGCCACCACCACCAAAUAAGACCAAACAAGACCCUCGAAAGUGGCCAGGCUCCUGCGAGGGGUGUCCAGCCCCCUAAAGAGGAGGGCAGGGGGGAUGGCCCCCGGGGCUGUGUCAGUGUCCAUCCUGGGAAAGUCUCCAGGGCCCCACAGUGGACCACACCGACCUCCAGUCCUGGGCGAGGGCCUGAGGCCAUGGCCAGUGCAAGGGUGGGGGCGCUGGAUUCCUGCAGAGCGAAAGGCCUGGGGGGUUAAAAAAACAAAGCUGUUGAUACCAUAGCCGUGGUAGGUAAUCCAUAUUGGAUAUCAGUAACGACCAUGGGAAAUAUUUAAAGAGAGAAAAAAAGAAAUAUAUAUAUAUAUAAAAAUUAUAUACACAUUUUAUCGUACAGAUUUUUCGUAACAACUUUUUUUCAAGUUUGAUACUGUAAAUCUUUAUUGGAGCAGAGCUGGCUUUUUAAGCAGGGGUGGGGGGUUGGACGUCUUGCUCCUCCCUGGCCUCCCACCUGCCCUUCCCAGUGGGGGCCACCACCUCCCAGCAUCUGGUCAGCUGGCUGCCCCAGCGGGGGCCUCCCCGAGGCGGCUGUAGCGGGUGCAAACUCUCCUGUCCACCCUGGGCUUCUAGGUGCAUGCAGUCCUCAGUCGGGGGUGGGGGGCAGGGAGCGAUGAGAGUUGGUUCUUGGAGGUCACUGCCCCCUUCCUGGUUUGGGUGCUGGAGCUGGAGAGGGAUCCGGAUGUCUCCAAGCACGGAGUGGAGGGAGCUGCCAUCGCCACCAGGGGGCGCCUGGCCCCCAGGCUGCCACCAGGGGGAGUGGUGUGGGGGAGAAGGGUGCAGACUGUACCCCAGGACCUGUUGCUCCCGCCAGGAAAGAAGCCAGUAGCAUCUUGUGCUUUUCCUUCCAAUCAUUUUAGAUUUCAUUGUCACGAUUUUAAUAUAUGGUUUUUUUUUUUUUUUAACUUAAGAACAAAGGCAACAGCCUUUUUGUAAGGUGGGUUUGUUCCCCUUCGUCUCUCCUGCUUCCGACUUCCGGGUCCUCUUCACAAAGGCAGACCCUUGCUUCCUAAAAGAUAAUAGGGCUCUCCCACGCACCAACUCCUCGGCACCUGUUCCUUCUGGCCGCUGUGGCUGCUACGUAAUUUCAUUUCAAUAUUUAUUUUUGUGCUGCCUUUUGUUAUAAGUUAUUGCGAGCAGACCUCGUGCUGGGCCUGGUCUGCUGGGCCCCCAGACUCACCACCACCACCUAAUUUAUUGCUGUACGUCUGCCGCCGUGAUUGCUUUUGUACCUUUGCAAUAAAGCAUUCUGGUUUCA